Molecule: messenger RNA, 1119 nt
Organism: Pygocentrus nattereri (red-bellied piranha)
Lineage: Eukaryota; Metazoa; Chordata; Actinopteri; Characiformes; Serrasalmidae
Gene: tyw3
Product: tRNA-yW synthesizing protein 3 homolog (S. cerevisiae)
Exons: 6
Coding region: 129-890 (253 amino acids)
Biological process (GO): tRNA methylation
Cellular component (GO): cytoplasm
Molecular function (GO): tRNA methyltransferase activity
Source: RefSeq, a predicted model, not a curated record
CCGCCGUAGAAGCAUCUGCUAACCAGUUAGCUACACACAAGUAGCUGUUAAUGCUAAUAAAACAUUAAAAAUAAACGCUAUUUAUGAUAAAUAGGCGGACAAAACCCGACUACAUAUCCUGUUGAGCGAUGGAAGGAGAAAACACGUUUAAGCAGUGGAAGAAACAGAGUCUGAACCGGCUGGAUUUGAGUAAAAAGGGCAGUAUAGACAGAGAUGUUGCUAAUAUUGUGUCUUUCAUAAACAGCUCGGAGCAUCACUUCACCACGAGCUCCUGUUCUGGGAGGAUCAUCCUCAUCGACGGGGUAUCUGACCGUACAGAUGUACAGAAGCAAAACUGCUCCUGGUUAUUUGUCACUCAUGAGAAGUGCAAGAAAGAUGAUGUAGUGGCUGCUUUGCAGAAGUCUUCGGGAGAUGCUGUGUUUAAGUUUGAACCCUGUGUUCUCCACGUCCAGUGCAGACAGUUGGAGGACGCACAACUUCUGCACUCUGUUGCUAUAAACUCUGGUUUCCGGAACUCAGGAGUGACCAUUGGAAAGAAAGGCAAAAUCAUUAUGGCUGUGCGCAGUACUCACUGUCUUGAGGUUCCUCUCAGCCACAAAGGACAAGUCCUGGUUUCUGAAGAAUACAUUGAUUUUCUUGUUGGAGUUGCUAACAGCAAAAUGGAUGAAAAUCUGAAGAGGAUAGAAAGGUUCUAUAAUUGUUUGAAAUCUGCCUUGGAACCAGAGGAAGUUAAAACCCAUUUGAAGGAAGAACAAUCGGACAAGAAAACUGUCUACAGGCGGCGGAGAAAAAGAAUACAGGACAGUGCCGGGUCAGACGGCGGAGUCAAAAACCAAAGUGAAAGUGACCAGGAAGAUGACCUGGAAUGUGAACUGACAUUAUUUUCAUAAUAUUUAUUGAGGAUGUACAGUGGUAUCGCAAUCAUAGCAGCAUUGGCUGGUAAUUGCAUAAAAACCAUCAACAUCGGACGCAUGUGUAGAUUUGACUGAUAUUUCAAACUGAUAUUUAAUGACAUACUUAUUGAAAUCCAGAAGAGCAGAAUGUUUGUACCGUGCUGAAUCACUUUCCUGUUAUCUGCAUUUGUAACUCUACAGAAAUAAAUGUUAUAUUUUUCUGGAA